This is a messenger RNA of Naegleria lovaniensis, 2646 nucleotides long. RefSeq lists its product as uncharacterized. Gene Ontology annotation, molecular function: 1-phosphatidylinositol-3-kinase activity. Lineage: Eukaryota; Heterolobosea; Eutetramitea; Acrasida; Naegleriidae. The transcript is spliced from 7 exons. Gene Ontology annotation, biological process: autophagy of peroxisome; phosphatidylinositol-mediated signaling; phosphatidylinositol-3-phosphate biosynthetic process. Bases 1 to 2646 code for a protein of 881 amino acids. The record is from RefSeq and is a predicted model, not a curated record. Gene Ontology annotation, cellular component: phosphatidylinositol 3-kinase complex, class III, type I; phosphatidylinositol 3-kinase complex, class III, type II; peroxisome.
AUGCAAACAAUAAGCGGAGUGAAGGCUAUCCAAGCAAUUCGAACGUGUGAUUUGGAUAUGUAUUUCAGCCUCAUGAUAGGUGAAUUGGAUGGAGACCUUGAUAGUGAUUUUCUCAACGGAAAAACAGGAGAGAACAAUGCAGCUAUUGAUUUUUCUCUGUCAGCAAAUCAGAACAUGUACGGCAACAAGAUUGAAGAUUUCAUUUGCACUCCACUCACACCUUCGUCAUUGUAUAAACCAAAAUUGGAGGACAUGUACGUGGAAUGUGGACUCUAUGUAAAUAAUAGCUUGAUUUGCCCUAAAAUGAAAACGUCCUAUAAACACCAGAGCAAGAACAUCAAAGGCUGGAAAGAGUGGAUCGUAUUUCCUGUAAAAUAUUCCGAAUUGCCUUUAAACACAGUGGUUUGUGUGACAAUAAUAGAUACAUUCUUACCACGAAAACCCAUGACCGUGGCAAGCUCUACAUAUUCCAUAUUUGAUACAUCUACCAAAUUGUUACGAAGAGGAAAACACAAGUGUGUAUUGUCACCUUUGGUGGAACCUAACACAUCUACACCCUCACUUAAUACGAUUUAUAAUACUACCGAUUUACUCACCAGAAUUGAAAUGAAUUUAUAUGGAGAUCAUUGGAGCGAUGAAAAAUCAAGAUGGCUAAUUAAUGCAUCAUUAAAAGCAGUAAAUAAUAUGAGACGAGAAGGUCUACUAUCAAGAAAAGGAAUUGCGUUUUUAGAUUUAGAAUUUGUUGAUUUUCCUGAGCCUGUAAUAUUCUAUGAAGGAGAACCUCAAACUGGAAUUCAUCGAGAGAUACCCCUUUCGACGCUAAACAGCUUCAAACAGCAAAACAAGCUCAUUAAUACAGGAGAGCCGCUAAUCAAAUAUUUUGACACCAAAGGAGUACAAUUUCUCGUAGAUCCUGAGGUUCAAAGAGGCAAAGAGAACCCAUCUGUCACAAAGCAUAUCAAAUUGACCAUGAAAGUCAGUGACAACCACUUACAUUACCCAGAUGUUGACGAUAAGAGAAAAUUGGAAAAUAUUGUAAAAAAAACACCUCUCCAAGAAAUCACCUCCGAAGACACUCUCUUAUUGUGGAAAUACAGAAAGUUUCUUCAGGGCGAAAAACGUAUAGGAGAAAAAGCUUUAACCAAGUUUUUGAGAGUGGUAGAUUGGAGAAAGGAAGAAGAGGCCCGAGAAGCAAUAUCUUUACUGGAUGGUUGGACAAAAAUUGACACAACAGAUGCUCUCUUUUUGUUAAGCAAACAUUUCAAAGGAGUAGAUGCAGUACGAAACUAUGCCAUUUCUGUACUGAAAGACGUAACCGAUAAGGAGCUACUCUCUGUGCUACUUCAACUUGUACAGGCUCUUAGGUAUGAGCACGAUAUGAGAACUUGUAAAUUAGCAGAUCUCUUGAUCGAGAGGUCACAAAAAUCAUUCAUUGUAGCAAACGAUCUAUUUUGGUUUUUAACCAUAGCAGCAGAAGAUAAGAUUAUGGGCGAAUUUUAUUCCUCCCUUUUAAGACGAUUUAAGGAACAUUGUAAAACGAAAUGCCCUCAAUUUGUCGAUCAAUUUCUACGUCAACAAAAAUUGGUCCGUAACUUGAGUAAUAUUUGCCAAACCAUGAAAGAAGGAUCUCGAGAUCAAACUAAGCUUUUAAUGUUGAAAGCCAAGUUUGAAUCGAUAAAGAAUGGAGAAGGAGGAAUGGAAUGGAAUGGCGUUUUUGAUGAUUCUUCUGCAUUACGAUUGCCACUAGAUCCUGUAGUUGCUGUUAAAACGGUUGAUCCAAGCAGUGUGACUAUAUUCUCGAGUAAUGCAAGGCCAAUGCGAUUAAGCUUUAUCACAAAGGACGAUAAAAAGUAUACUACGAUAUUUAAAAUCGGUGACGAUUUAAGACAGGAUCAACUUGUCAUUCAAUUAAUACACAAGAUGGAUAUGAUUCUAAAAGACCACGGAAUGGAUUUGAAGUUAACUCCUUAUCGAGUACUUGCCUGUGGCUCAGUUGAAGGAUUUUUAGAAUGUGUAACACCAAGCAUGCCCUUUGAAAAAAUUAUUAAGACAAACACAAUAGAAGGAUGGCUACGUGAAGAGAAUAAGCACAAGUCUCCUCAAGAGCUCAAUGAAGUGUUUGACAACUUUAUGAAGAGUUGUGCUGGAUAUUGUGUCAUUACAUACAUUUUAGGAGUUGGCGAUAGGCACUUGGACAAUAUUUUACUCACACCAGAUGGAAGGUUAUUCCACAUUGACUUUGGUUGGAUUCUUGGACACGAUCCAAAACCAUAUCCUCCACCAAUGAAAUUAAGUGCUGACAUGAUCUUGGGUAUGGGAGGUGCCCACAGCGAUCGUUACAAAAACUUUAUCAAACUAUGUUGCAAUGCAUUUAACAUUUUACGAGCUCAUUCGAGAAUUAUUCUCAACUUAUUGAUUCUAAUGGUGGAUGCAAACAUUCCUCAUAUUGACUAUGGUAUUGCCUCCAAUAGAACCACAGGAGAUCAAAUGACUAACAUUUUAACCGUUCAACAACGAUUGUGUCUUGAUGUGAGUGAAGAAGAAGCCCUACAAUUUAUGAAAGGCAUUAUUUCAGAGAGUGAAAAGGCAUUCUUUGGAAAGGUGCAUGAUCAUUUACACAGAUGGGCUCAAUAUUGGAGAAAUUAA